Messenger RNA from Rosa rugosa (rugosa rose), 1415 nucleotides. RefSeq names its product NAC domain-containing protein 83-like. Gene Ontology annotation, biological process: regulation of DNA-templated transcription. The transcript is spliced from 3 exons. Gene Ontology annotation, molecular function: DNA binding. Lineage: Eukaryota; Viridiplantae; Streptophyta; Magnoliopsida; Rosales; Rosaceae. Bases 404 to 1159 code for a protein of 251 amino acids. The record is from RefSeq and is a predicted model, not a curated record.
AUGGAAAGGUUUAACCUUUUCGCAGAGCCCUGGACGUUUUGUUAAAAUAGCGUCAAAGGAAAGGAGAUUGAGUCUGGUUUACGCCAAAUGGGUCGUCUCUCUCUUACACCCAUUACUAUAAAAGAAGCCAUACUUUCUCACUAUCAUACCCACCACAAUUGAUCUCCACCUUCUCCUCCAACUUUUUCCCUUUUCUCCUUGUUCUUGUUCCCUCCCUCUUGUUCUUGUUGUUUGUUACAUCAUGUUUCAUUUUAGACCCUAAUGGAACUCUAAAAUAUUUGGCAUCUGAAGUUGAACUGGACUAAGCCUUUUAAGCCUUGAACUAAGCUAAAAGGGCCUUUUGUAAAUUGGGGUUUCAAAUUCAAAUUUUCAUCUUGAGUUGUUGUUGCGACUCGAGAUUUAGAUGGAGAAGCUCAGUUUUGUGAGGAAUGGAGAGCUGAGAUUGCCUCCUGGUUUUCGGUUCCAUCCUACCGACGAAGAGCUUGUUCUUCAGUACUUGAAGCGCAAGGUCUACUCGUGUCCUUUGCCUGCUUCCAUCAUCCCUGAGGUUGAAGUCUGCAAGUCUGAUCCUUGGGAUUUGCCAGGUGAUUUAGAGCAAGAGAGGUACUUCUUCAGCACUAGGGAGGCCAAGUACCCAAAUGGGAACAGAUCAAACAGAGCAACAGGUUCUGGGUAUUGGAAGGCAACUGGUUUGGACAAGCAAAUUGUGGCUUCCAGGGGUAACCAAGUUGUUGGGAUGAAGAAGACUUUGGUUUUUUACAGAGGAAAACCUCCACAUGGGAGUAGGACCGAUUGGAUUAUGCACGAGUAUCGCCUCGUUUUAGCUGAAGAUAAAAAUAACUCCACCACCCAAAGCCCUGUUCCGGUGAACAAUUGGGUUCUUUGCCGCAUAUUUUUGAAGAAAAGAGGCAGUGGUAAAAACGAGGAAGAACUAGUUCAAGUGCAGGCCUGCAAUGUUGACCGAGUGGCGAAAAAUCCAAGGAUUACUCGGCCUGUUUUCUACGAUUUCAUGACCAAGGACAGGACCAAUUUGAGCCUUGCGCCUUGUUCUUCAUCCUCAGGUUCAAGUGGAGUCACAGAUGUCGUUUCUACCGAGACAGAGGAGCACGAAGAGAGCAGUAGCUGCAAUAGUCUUCCUUUUUUUAGAAGAAAACAGUAAAGUCUCCUUCUGAACCAGUAAUUGGGCUAGCUUCUUGUUGCUUAAUUUGUCAGAAUAACCAUCUAGAAAAUCAAUCCAGUAAAGUCAGUCUUGGGUCCCUUAAGUUUUAGAACCGCCGCCUUGUCUGUGAUUCAAGAUAGAAAUCGGCGUUGAAAAAUUAACUUGUAGUCGGGGUUGUUAUGAAAGAACAAAUUGAGCAAUGGAUGUUAGCAGAUGGUUUAUGUAAAGAGUAAAUCAAAUCCCCAAGUUUUCUAAA